Helianthus annuus (common sunflower) is the source of this 975-nucleotide messenger RNA. RefSeq lists its product as uncharacterized. The transcript is spliced from 3 exons. The record is from RefSeq and is a predicted model, not a curated record. Bases 1 to 975 code for a protein of 324 amino acids. Lineage: Eukaryota; Viridiplantae; Streptophyta; Magnoliopsida; Asterales; Asteraceae.
AUGGUUGUGGUCACCGGUGGUUCAGCCUCUGAUGGCUAUGCCUUCGCCGGAACCUACAGAGCUCUGAACCAAAACGUAAAAAUCUACAAUUCUACCAAAAAUCAUGGCUGUAAGGUGGGUGCGAAGCUGGAUAAUUGUGCAGAUCUGAAGAGGAAUCAUAGAUCUGAAGAAGAAACAAACACAGAUCUAAAGAGGAAUCGCGCAGAUCUGGUCUUCUUGAAUCGCCAGAGAAGGAGUGACGCGUGGCGUGAACCACAACAAAGUCUUGACGAGGAAGAAGAAGAAGAAGAAGAGGAAGAGGAAGAAGAACAAAAUGAUGACGUUCAAGAAAUCGCUCCAAUCGACCGACAACUUUGGAUGAGCGAGGAGGAGGUGUCCUUGGUGAAGGCGUAUUUGCACAUCUCGGAGAGUAGGAAACAUGGCAGCGAGAAAAGAAAGGAUGCGUUUUGGAGACGGGUCAUUAAUCAUUUUAGGCAACUUCCCGGUGCAAGGAUACGAAACAUGGACAAAAUGUCGCUUGUUUCAUUCAAAAGAACCGAAACCCACAAAGUGGAGCGAGCGAGACGACAAUCAUGCGACAAGCCACCGAAUAGUAUUGCCGACUGUACAAAAAUAGGACUUUUCCACACGUGGGGGCAUGGGAAGUUGCGAGACAUGCGUGGUCCUACGGCUCCAAAAAAACAAGGCGGUUCGAAAAGAUCAAAGACAUCCGAUUCGGGGAACUACACGACUUCCUCGUCGGAUAACUUGCCAGAAAUGAACUUCAACGACGACCCCCUUGACGAACCCGAUCAACCCGUUGACGACCCCGUUGAAGAAGAUACACCCACAAGGCCACGACGCAGGAGAGGUGGUGAAUUGUCAAGCAAAGGUAAGGAAGCGGUGGCGGAGUCGAUCUUCAGAAUCGAAGAGGAGAAAAUGACCCAAUUCAAGAAGGCCGAAAAGAAAAGAAAGAAUUAUGUCCCUAAAAGUUGA